AUGCUUGAUCUCGAUUCUAAAGAUAGUUAUAAGAGACGGAAACCUACUAAUUAUCACGUAUCGACGUAUUCGGGCAUAGCAACAUUUAGCUUUGCAAAUGGACCCACAGUUUUCAGUCCGCGCAGGAAGAUGAGCUUUAGGGAUGGUGAUGUCUCUGAUUUAGGCAAUAACCUUGAAGAAGUUCACAGUAAUGAGAGCUCCGAUGCAAAAGAACCUCCUGGCUUUUACCAAGACAUGAGAGACGCUUUUUUCCACGCUGGUAGGGCAAUCAUGACAGUAGUGGGUCUUUAUAAUGCAGCUCCGCAUCAUUCAGAACUAGAUGAGACGAAAAGCAGUGAAAAUAAAUCAAACUCUCUAGACACGGAUCAUGGCGAAAACGAUGUUAUUCACAAUCCGUUUGUACCGAGCAAAAAACGUCGAUCAAUUAACGAGUCAGAGAUUUUUAUCAACAUGACACCACUAAAACAGAUUCAGAAUAUGAGGGUGCUCGAUGAGAAGCUGAGCCAUUCGAUCACUCCUGAGAAGCAAGGGAACAUCAUGUUCUCGACCGAGAAGGAUCCGUUCAGAUGGGGUUCUCAAGAGCCUCAUUCAACUCCAACUCCAACUUCUGCUCUGCAAUCACCUUACGGAAGCGCAUUCAUUCGCAAAAGGACCAACAACGCACCCACGCGAGGGGGAUCGGGACAAUCGUCAACUAGGACUGCCGUCGAGGAGAUCACAUUUCUCAGAAUGGUAUACAAUGGACAAUAUAAGGCGCCGGCUCUUAUUGAAAGUCAAAAGAAUGAGCAGCUGCUACUACGGGAGCAAGAGCUGAAGCAAUACAAAGCUACAUCUUCAUCCCCAUGGCUUGGCUUAACUGAAAAGAUCAAAGCCAUCAUGCAAAAGAGUAUGAAGUCUGAUAAUUACGACGACGACUUGAUCAUAAUCAAGGAGCGCAAAAUUCCACCGAAAGAACUUGAAAACGAGCUCUAUGGUGACCAGCCAUUUAGGUUCAACACGUCAAUUCUGACUUUCAAGGAGGAGUUUGAGAGCUACAAGAAGCUAAAAGAAGAGCGACAAAGAAUACAAUUGGAAGUGAGAGAGAAACGACAGAAGCUAAAAGUUCUAGUACCGCAACUCACGGAUGAGAAUCUUCGAGAUGUGAAAGACACACUUCGCCGCUCGGAUAACGGUAUGGUGAUGAAUAAACACAGCAUUGAAUUGAAAGUCCAUGAUUUCAAGACUCUUGCGCCAAAGAGAUGGCUCAAUGAUAUAAUAAUUGAGUUUUUCAUGAAGCACAUUGAGCUUACGACAGCGCGCUCAGUUGCAUUUAACUCAUAUUUCUACACCUCUCUUUCACGAAAUGGUUAUCAGGGUGUCAGAAGAUGGAUGAAGCGAAAGAAGGUUGAAGUUCAAGAUUUGGAUAAAAUCUUUGUUCCAAUAAAUUUAAAUCAAUCUCAUUGGGCGCUUGGUGUUAUUGACAUCGGCAAACGUAAGAUCGGUUACGUUGAUUCAUUGUCAAAUGGACCGACAUCUAUGAGUUUUGCCAUUUUGAAGGAUCUCCAGAAUUAUUUAAGUCAAGAGAGCAAAGGGGCUUUAGGCCAUGACUUUGAGCUAGUUCACAAGGAAUGUCCUCAACAGCCCAAUGGCUUUGAUUGCGGUGUCUAUGUCUGCACGAAUGCUUUGUAUUUGAGCAAAGAGUUGCCUCUCACCUUCGAUUACAAGGAUGUACAAAGAAUGCGACCAUAUAUUGGACACCUAGUUCUCUCAGGUGAUUAA
This is a messenger RNA of Lachancea nothofagi CBS 11611, 1758 nucleotides long. Lineage: Eukaryota; Fungi; Ascomycota; Saccharomycetes; Saccharomycetales; Saccharomycetaceae. The record is from the annotation of a GenBank genome assembly.